AAAAAAACACCAUAACUUUAGCGCUUGGAAAACACUCGUUUGUCCAAGCUUUAUUCAAAAGACAAUAUGUAUGCGGGUGAUCUGAGUGAUCCCCACAUCUAAAUUUGCUCCAUCACGUCGUACACACAUACAGCCUCCGAGGACAUGUAUUGGCAGCCUGUCUGACCCUCAUCCCUUUCAAGAGCUUGGUUGCUAUCUGCGGUCGUUACUAGCCUCGGUCAUUCCUUUUAAUAGACGGACUCACUUGCGGGCGGACAGGCCUCGGUUAUGCCAUUCCCUCCUCAGCAGCCAUCUCCAUUCGUUCGACAACAAACUCAACAGGCUGUAAUUCAACCAGGUUAUUCGUAAGGAAACCGCAGAAAUUUAAUCAGGAAAACGGAUCAGUCAUCAGUCAUUUGUAUCAAUACCAUACACGCAUAAACACAAAACUUGAGCCUUCGGAUUGUGCUAACGGAUUAUCCUACCGGUUGGCCUAACAGGAUGCGGUCCAAUCUUACCAAGUUGGCCCUACUUGGAUGGAUAAUCGGAAUUUCCGAUGUUGUUUGUCAAGCUCAAGCCCCAUUGCGACUCCAAAAAUCGGGCAUCAAGCAAUCUGACCAAGACAAGCAGAGAGCCGAAGAGGUGAAGACCACAUUCAUCGGUGCCUUCGAUGAUUAUAUCAAGUUUGGCUUCCCUGCAGACGAAGUCAAACCCCUCAGCAAAACUGGCCGAAAUACUCGCAAUGGCUGGUCAGCUACUUUGGUGGACUCCCUCGAUACCCUUUUUGUGAUGGAUCUUCAGGAACGAUUCGCCCAGGGAGUGGCAGACACUUUAAAAAUCGAUUUCUCAAAGAGUCAAACCGAGGAGGGUGUCUCUAUUUUCGAGACGACCAUCCGAUACAUCGCCGGAAUCCUCUCAGCAUACGAGUUGUCAGGAGCUACCAAUGCCCCACUUCUUGACCAGGCCCGCAAGCUAGCCGACAAACUUCUCUUAUGCUGGCAAGAUGAUCAACAGAACUUGCCGUUCCCCUUCCUUGAUUUCACUACCAACAAGCCAGUCGUACGAGAUUAUAUCAGUGCUGCAUCUGCGGGAUCUUUAAUCAUGGAAUUCGAUCGCUUGAGCUUCUACACUCGCCAGCCCAAAUACCUCGCAUAUGCCACUAAGGCGGUCCAAACUGUCAUCAAAACUCCUUCUCCCCUUCCCGGGCUCCCUGGAUUGACAUUUGGGGUUAAGAAUCAAACCAUACUGAGUAACUACGCCACUUGGGGUUCGGGCACAGACUCUUACUUGGAGUACCUUUUGAAGUACGGCAUGCUUAUCAACAACAGUGACAACUCAUACUACAAAACCUGGAAACAGGCGGUGCAAUCAUCUAUUCAAAAGCUAAUCCAAGUCUCCCCUGUGCGAAACUUGACCUACCUGGGCGGGUAUUCGACUUCGAGCAACACUCCUGACUACGAAUUUUCUCAUCUGGCUUGCUUCACCGGCGGAAACUGGCUCAUGGGAGGAAAAGUCUUCCAAGACGAUCAGCUAAUUGAUUAUGGUCUGAAGCUAAUAGCGACUUGCAUGGAAACUUAUAAGCGCACUGCCACUGGUCUUGGUCCAGAAAUCUUUCGGUUUUUGGGACCGAAAGGUGAAACUACUGACGAGAAGCCAAGCCCGCAAGACCUGGAGUUCUUUCGGGCCAAUGGUUUUUAUAUUGCGAAUGCAGCCUACCAUUUACGACCCGAAGUCAUCGAAUCUGUCUUCUAUGCUUGGAGGUUGACUGGGGACACCCAAUACCAAGAAUUCGUCUGGCAGGCUUUCAAAUCCCUCCAGAAGUACUGCAAAGCCCCUGCCAGCUAUUCUGAUAUUGAGGACGUCAACUCUUCCUCCAACCCCAAACCAAAAGAUGCUUCAGAAAGUUUCUUGUAUGCCGAAACUUUCAAGUAUAUCUACUUAACCUUUUCGGACCCUGAGCUUUUGUCGUUAGAUCAAUACGUCUUCAAUACCGAGGCGCACCCUUUCCGCUAUCAAGGAUCGCAAAAUUCUACAAGCAACUCGACCUCGACCACCACCACAACCAGCAAGAAGACCGGCGCAAAGCUAGGAUCGACGUCCGCUCAAGUCGGUCGAGUCUCAUCCGGCCUGCUUCUCCUCUGUCCAUUGUUGAUCUUUUUCUGGCUGAUGUGAUCGACCCAUCUCACAUUUGGCAGUUUCCCUUUUCAUCUCAAAAGGCUUACUGACUAGGCGAUGAUCAGCUUCUCAAGGGGCUACAUGCUAGCAAUUUCUCCUCUUUUUCAGUAACCCUCCGUAAACUCGUUCAAUGUCUUGUUUCUUAGAAAUCUGUUCGCAAUCGCAUUGGUUCUUUCUGGAACCGCAUCCCCCCCUGACUUAACUACCGAGCAGCAUUGUAAUUCCACUCCACUUCGCUCUAUCUCUUUUCGUUGUCUGUUGUUUGCUUAUAGUAUUGGUCUUCACUCGGGAUUGCAUGCUUAACAUAUUCUCAUUACACCACUCGCACCUCAUUGUUUAACUCGUUUUUUUUCUAGCUCUGGAUUGGAAAUAAUCUUUAAAUUUCAUCCCCGGAAUUUAACCGGGCAAAAUCGAUGGGAGUUAUUUAAAAGACGGAUGGUCUCCAUGCCCCCCCCCCCCCCCGC
Molecule: messenger RNA, 2618 nt
Organism: Puccinia graminis f. sp. tritici CRL 75-36-700-3
Lineage: Eukaryota; Fungi; Basidiomycota; Pucciniomycetes; Pucciniales; Pucciniaceae
Exons: 19
Coding region: 481-2151 (556 amino acids)
Biological process (GO): N-glycan processing; carbohydrate metabolic process
Cellular component (GO): endoplasmic reticulum; Golgi membrane
Molecular function (GO): calcium ion binding; mannosyl-oligosaccharide 1,2-alpha-mannosidase activity
Source: RefSeq, a predicted model, not a curated record